AUGGUAAACACUGAAGCGAUAUUUGCCGGUGCUAAUCCGCAUAGUGGUGUCAGUGAUUUCAAUUCCUACAAGAAACAAAUUGCCUUUGGUGCGGGGCAUAACGUUGCGAUUUGGAAUCCAUUAGCUGAGAAUUCUUCCAUCAAUCCAAAAGGGAUAGAAUACACAUUGAAGGGACACACCGACGAUAUUUUAAAUGUUAAAUACUGUUCCAAAGAAGCAGAGAUCUUGGUCACCAGCUCGGCUGAUAAGACCAUUAAGGUGUGGAAACUGUUGAAUGGCGGGAAAUAUAAAUUGAUCCAAAGCAUUGAUGAGGCGCACGAUGGAUCUAUCUAUUGUCUUAGCGUGACUACCAAAAAUGAGAAAACUGUGAUGGUCAGUGGUUGCUCAUCUGGGAAGAUAACUAUCUGGGAAUUAGUUGAUACGGAAGAAGCAACUAAAUUUGUACAGGCUCACCAAUUUACUAUCAGUCCAAGCUUCUAUUCCUUGUCAUUAAGCAUUUAUGAAUUGACCAAAGGGAAAUAUAUUUUGUUGAUCGGGGGUACCAAACCACAAUUGUACGUUUAUACUUUUGAACUUCUAGCUGAUCAAAAACUUGGAAGUUUUAGCCAAAGUGCUGUAUUAUCAGGUCAUGAAAAUUGGAUCAAAUCGAUUGUCAUAAAUGAAACCGGUGACAACGAAUAUCUCAUUGCUAGUGGAUCUUUAGAUAGAUAUAUUAGACUAUGGAAAUUGUCUACAGGGGUUACUGUCACCAAAGAGCCAGAAGAGAAUAGCAAGAAAUUGUCAUUACUUAGUAACAAGAAGUACAAUUUCUCUAUUGGCGAAGGUUUCCAGUGUUCUAUAAAUUUCGAAGCGUUGAUUCUUGGACAUGAUGAUUGGAUUUCUUGUCUUAAUUGGUAUCCAAAAACCAAGGAUGAAAAAUUGCGUUUAUUAUCUACAUCAGCGGAUACUUCUACCAUGAUCUGGGAGCCAGAUGCCAUUUCUGGGGUCUGGGUGAGUACUUCCAGAUUAGGUGAAUUGAGUAUUAAAGGUGCUAGUACCGCUACUGGUGCUUCAGGCGGGUUCUGGUCUUCUAUUUGGUACGUUGAUGAAGAACUGAACAAAGAAUACAUUUUUACACAUGGUAGAACCGGUUCUUGGAGAGUCUGGUCGAAAGAUUGUGAUGCCAUCACAGAAUGGAAAUCUGAAUUAGGUAUCACUGGUCCAGCCAAAGAGGUUACAGAUGUUCAAUGGUCGGCAAACCAAGAUUUCUUGCUUUCUACUUCGUUGGACCAAACCACGAGAUUAUACGCCCAAUGGAUGUUAAACGCUGACGGAACUGUGAGAGAUGAGCACGACCAAUCUUGGAGGGAAUUUGCCAGACCUCAGAUCCACGGGUACGAUAUGAUUUGCAUUGGAGUUUUGAAUGAUAAUUUACGGUUUGUUUCUGGAGGUGAUGAAAAAGUAAUGAGAAGUUUUAGUGAACCAAAGAGUAUCAUGAAGUUAUUGAAAAAGUUUUGUGGGGUUAAUUCUAAUCUUGAUGAGAGCAGUUUACCAGAAGCCGCAUCAUUGCCUACUUUGGGGUUGUCGAAUAAGGCAGAAGCUGCUGAUGCGAACGCCAAAGGUGAAGAAGGAGAAGGAGAAGAAGGAGAAGAAGAAGACGAAGAUAAAAACAUUUCUUACGAAGUGAUGUCGAAUUUGGUUGAGCCACCUUUGGAAGAUCAUUUACAACGUCAUACAUUAUGGCCGGAAAUUGAGAAAUUGUAUGGACAUGGGUACGAAUUGACCACACUUGACGUUUCUCAUGAUGGGAAAUACAUUGUUUCCUGUUGUAAAUCCAACAACGUUCGUCAUGCGAUUUUGAGAUUGUUUGACACAAAGAACUGGUUAGAGAUUAGAGAUAAAGAUAGACCAGCUUUGGAAUUCCAUGAGUUGACCGUGAACAGAGUGAGAUUUUCGAAAGAUGAUAAAUUCAUUUUGUCUGUUAGUAGAGAUAGAAAAGUUGGUAUUUGGAAGAAAGUUGAUGAAGGAGCAAGAUAUGAACUAUGGAAACCAAUGGAAAAGGCACAUACAAGAAUUAUUUGGGAUGGGGAUUGGGCCCCGACUCCUGCUGUUGGACAGAAACCAUUGUUUGUCACUGGUUCAAGAGACAAGUCGAUCAAGAUAUGGGAAAUCGAUGAGCAAGGUAACACAGUUACUUCUGUUCAUCAAGUGAAGUUUUCUGAGCCGGUUACUGCCGUCAGUGUUUACGGGUCGUAUUUCAUUAAAGACCAUAUUUUGAUUGCUGCUGGUCUUGAAGGAGGUGCUUUAGCCAUCUACAUGUUCAAUACGGUGACACGCCAAGGUUCUAUAAUUGAGGUUGUGAGUUCUGAAGACACUCCAAGUGGCAGAAUCAAUAGACUAAGCUGGAGAUUGGAAAAAGAAGGUGAUAAAGCCGGAAAGUAUUAUUUGGCAGUGGCCAGUGCUGACAGAUCAACCCGUAUCUAUUCGAUUGAUAGACAGAAGGUAGUUGGAUAG
Messenger RNA from Saccharomycopsis crataegensis, 2493 nucleotides. It is a transcript of the gene ELP2, whose product is annotated as Elongator subunit ELP2. NCBI's taxonomy places the organism in Eukaryota, Fungi, Ascomycota, Saccharomycetes, Ascoideales, Saccharomycopsidaceae. Bases 1 to 2493 code for a protein of 830 amino acids. Gene Ontology annotation, biological process: tRNA wobble uridine modification. Gene Ontology annotation, molecular function: protein binding. Gene Ontology annotation, cellular component: elongator holoenzyme complex. The transcript has a single exon. The record is from RefSeq and is a predicted model, not a curated record.